CCCCCUUGGCGCCCGGACCUCUCCUCGGCUCCCCGACGCUCCCCGCAGCCUCGCUUGCGGCCGGCGCCCCCCGCCAGCUGGGCUUUCCCGUCCCGGGCGCUCCUCCUCCAGCCCCCGGCCCGCAGGUAUGGCGCUGACGGUGGAUGUGGUGGGGCCAGCGCCCUGGGGCUUCCGCAUCUCCGGGGGCAGGGAUUUCCACACGCCGAUCAUGGUGACCAAGGUAACCGAGAGGGGCAAGGCUGAGGCUGCUGAUCUCCGGCCUGGUGACAUUAUUGUAGCCAUCAAUGGGGAGAGUGCAGAGGGCAUGCUUCAUGCUGAGGCCCAGAGCAAGAUCCGCCAGAGCCCCUCACCCCUGAGGCUGCAGCUGGACCGGUCCCGGGCUGCCUCUCCUGGGCAGACCAAUGGGGAAAGCUCCACGGAGGUGCUGGCCACUCGCUUCCAGGGCCCCAGGAGGACGCGCAUAGACAGCCAGUCCUCCCUGCGGUCACCCUGCUCCAGCCCGGCCUCCCUCAGCCCCCGGCCAGGCAGCCCCUUCUCUACCCUGCCCACCAGCAGCCCACACGCCCUCGCUGGAGAGGCUGUGACCAGCCACAGUUUCCAGAGCCUGACCUACUCCCCGGGACUCGCUGCUGAGGACCACUUGUCCUAUGGAGGUCGCCCCGGAAGCCGACAGGCCGGCCUCGGCCCCGCUGGCGACUCGGCUGUGCUGGUGCUGCCGCCACCGCCACCGCCUUCUCCAGGUCCCCGUUGUUCCAGCCCCAGGCUCAGUGUGGCCUCUGAAGGGGAAAGCCAUCUCCUGAGAGAGGACUCAGAAGUCUUCAAGAUGCUGCAGGAAAAUCGUGAGGCGCGGCUGCCCCCCCGGCAGUCCAGCUCCUUUCGGCUCCUGCAGGAGGCCCUGGAGGCUGAAGAGAGAGGUGGCACGCCUGCCUUCCUGCCCAGCUCGCUGAGUCCCCAGUCCGCCCUGCCCACCUCCAGGGCCCUGGCCACCCCACCCAAGCUCCACACGUGUGAGAAGUGCAGUGCCAGCAUCGCGAACCAGGCUGUGCGCAUCCAGGAGGGGCGGUACCGCCAUCCCGGCUGCUACACCUGCGCCGACUGUGGGCUGAACCUGAAGAUGCGCGGGCACUUUUGGGUGGGGGACGAGCUGUACUGUGAGAAGCAUGCCCGGCAGCGCUACUCCACACCCCCGACCCUCAGCUCCCAGGCCUGAGUGCCCGCACUCCACUCUGCGGGCACCUCCACGCCAGGGCCGUGCAGUUGGCAUGGGAAGGCGAUGGGGGUUGGUGGGUUCCCUUCCUCCUUGCUGGGACAAGGACCUGCCUGUGCUGUGCCUCUGCUUGGAUACUCUCACUUCCUUCCCCCUGCUGGACAGGCUCUGCACCAAAGUCUGAAGUGGGCACUGCAUUCGGCAUCUCUGUGCCAUAGGGGUUGAGCAGGUUGUUUCGUAGAGAUAAAUAUCUAGGAGAGGGGUGGGCCAGAUGCUCCAGGUAUUCACUGUGUAAAGUUUUCAACAUAGGAGCACUAUAAAUAUAUACUAAGCAUGGACAAAAUAAAGUAGGUGCCCCUCUUUUCUCUCCUCCCCUGACCCAGCCCCUGGGGAUGAGCCUCUUCCCUACCACUGGGUAGAGUCUUUAUAUAGGUAAUUUUUCCCUCUUGAUUCCCCCUGCCUCAAACUCCCUGCCCUACCAGAUGCUUCACCAGGUGACAUCCCCUACCGAAGGGGCUUGCUCCUUUUAUUUUCACAUUUAUUAUUUUUUUCUAAUGGAGGCACUGGGGAUUGAACCCAGGACCUUGUGCAUGUUAAGCGCACACUCUACCACUGAGCUCUUCCCAGGCCUUUUUGUAAAGAUACCUGUUCUGUUGGGAUGAUCCCUGGUAGAAGGAGCCUGGAGAGGGACAGGGAUGCUACAGGGCCGGCAGUAAACAGGAGGCAGGCUCGGAGCCCCCUUCUGUCCAGGCCCGCCUCGGGGAGACAGUCAUGCUCUGCAGGCACCAGCUGGGCUGGCGCAGUGUGCCCCUCGCUCUAACAGGUGUGGAUGCUACCAGGACCCCCUGCUGCCUUACCCAGAGGAGCUGGGUGGGCAGGAGAGGAGGCCACAUCUGGACAACUUCCUGCACUCACCUGAGGCUGUCUGCACCCAUUUGAGAAAUAUCACCCCCAGAAAUAACCUUGGACAGGGUUGCAAGUUAGCCUUGCCUGGGAGGGACAACCCAGCAGUGCACCCUCCCUGAGGACCACCACCCAUCAUGGGCCUCGCCUCCAAGCUGGGGAUGGUCUGCCUGCCCCUUCCCUGGGAGUUCCAGCUGACUUCAUUGGUGGCAGUGGCCCCCUGCCAGAUUUUUGGCUUGAUUCACCCAUAAUCCCCCAGUCCUAAUCCCAGAGGCCAUGUCAGAAAGGGGAAUGGGUGCUGCUGGGGGCCCCAGACCCACCCUGUCCCCCAGUCAGCCUGAGGGAAAGAUCAAAGCUGGGCUUCAGUGGGUGACUUUGUGAUGUCUAUUUUUGGAAGGAAUCUUGGUGGAGACUGUGUGCUGCCUCCUCAGGCACCAGGACAUAAUUUACACCUUGAUGUAAUUGUUUCACCUUUUGCCUGAAUGGCUGCCUUUCUUUUCAUAGGAAAGAUCAAGGGUGUCUUGUUCAGGAGCUGUCAGGUCAGAAAGUCUGGUCCCAAGUGGGAUGGGCUCCUUGGCGCCACCUAGUGUCAGGCAUAGCCCUUGGCGGGGAGAAUGCUCACAAAAGGGGAUUGAUUCACCCCUACUUAAAUUCGUGGGUCCUGGCACAGUGGAAGUAGAGAGAGCACUUUUCUUUCUUCCUAAAGAUACUAGUCAACUGGCGGUGACUGAGCUGGCAUGAGUGAAAUAAUGCUACAUGGUAGCGAGCACAAAGAGCUUGUGUGGAACACACAGGAGCGUCCUCAGAGUUCAGAGCAGGGGCCGUGGGUGUGAGAGGAUGAACAAGACAUGGACAGAUGCAGGAGAGAAAUGCAGAGUGAGGGGGUGAGUGCAAGUGGGGUGCUCAGUUUAGGGCAGCAGCUGAAGGGGAAACUGAGAUAAGAUUGGAGAGGAAGAUGGGAGCCUUGAAUGCUGGAAGAUAUGGUUUGAACUUCACCUUGAAGUUCUGGGGACACUUUGAAAAUUUUCAGCAGGGAAGUGACAGGUUGAAAAAGGGUGGGUUGGAAUAUUGAUACGGUCAGAUCUCCACCUGUAAUAACCAUGCAGGCCGAGCAGUGCUCUAAGGAAUGGAGAACAAAUAGGGAGUGGAGACACAUGUGAAACAGGCAGGCCAGUGAGUUGUUGAAUGCCUUUCCAUGGCUGGAUGAGUUCAAGGUAAAAUCCACCUCUCUAACUCUGGCAGCCAGCUCUCCUCCCUGGGGCCCGAGGGUUUCAACAUCAGAGCUCUUUGCAGCCAGCCCCAGCUUGGGGGUGAACUUCUUCUGAAGCUGGAGUUAUUAGGCUGAGGAUGGAA
Messenger RNA from Vicugna pacos (alpaca), 3463 nucleotides. NCBI's taxonomy places the organism in Eukaryota, Metazoa, Chordata, Mammalia, Artiodactyla, Camelidae. The record is from RefSeq and is a predicted model, not a curated record.